Ylistrum balloti is the source of this 4230-nucleotide messenger RNA. Its product is annotated as erbin-like. Gene Ontology annotation, molecular function: protein binding. The transcript is spliced from 21 exons. Gene Ontology annotation, cellular component: adherens junction; postsynaptic membrane; postsynaptic density. NCBI's taxonomy places the organism in Eukaryota, Metazoa, Mollusca, Bivalvia, Pectinida, Pectinidae. The record is from RefSeq and is a predicted model, not a curated record. Gene Ontology annotation, biological process: neurotransmitter receptor transport, endosome to postsynaptic membrane; neurotransmitter receptor transport postsynaptic membrane to endosome. Bases 1 to 4113 code for a protein of 1370 amino acids.
AUGGCUGGCUUUGUGAAGAAGUGUCCGUGUCUACGGCCACAGAUAGAGGAGGAUGUCCGAGAGUUGGACUAUCGGCAUUGUAGUUUAACAGACGUUCCAUCGGAAGUCUUUAACUUUGAACGAACCCUUGAAGAGCUAUUUGUUGAUUCUAAUCAGAUCCGAGAUUUACCGAGGGAGUUAUUCUCCUGCCAUGGGAUAAGGAAGCUGAGCUUGAGUGACAAUGAGAUCACACACAUCCCUCCAGCAAUUGCUAGCCUCAUCAACCUGGAAGACCUCGACAUCAGUAAAAAUGGUAUCAUUGACAUGCCAGAGAACAUCAAAUGUUGUAAAUACCUACAUACAGUGGAGGCCAGCGUCAACCCACUCGGAAAGUUACCAGAUGGCUUUACACAGCUCCUCAACCUUACUCAACUGUUUCUCAACGACACAUUCCUCGACUACCUCCCAGGAAAUUUUGGCAGACUGUCUCGUUUAAAAAUUCUGGAGAUUCGUGAGAACCACUUAAAGACACUUCCAAAGUCAUUCUCACGUCUUACUGACCUGGAGAGGCUUGACAUCGGCCAUAACGAGUUCAUAGAGCUGCCAGAUGUAAUAGGGAACUUGACAGGACUGUUGGAAUUAUGGUGCGACCACAACCAGAUAGCCCAGGUCACUCCGAUGAUUGGAAACCUGAAACAGCUCAUGUUCCUGGACUGCACCAAGAACAGGAUCCAGACUUUGCCCAAUGAGAUAGAAGGAUGUGUGUCUUUGGCUGACCUUCACCUCACAGGCAACCACCUUCAAGGUCUUCCUGAAUCAAUGGGUAAUUUAGAACACAUCACCACACUGAAGGUAGACGGGAACCAGCUGACGUCCUUACCUAACACAAUAGGAGGUCUGACAUCUUUAUCUGAACUCAAUGUUAGCCGUAAUGACCUUGAGGAUCUGCCAUCGUCCUUAGGACUCCUGCGGAAUUUACGGACAUUUUAUGCAGAUGAGAAUUGUUUGGAAAUGAUUCCGGCUGAGCUGGGCAGCUGUAGCGGGAUCACUGUGCUCUCAUUGCGCAGCAAUAAACUGGAAUACAUCCCAGACGAGCUUGGACGUAUUCCACGCCUACGUGUACUCAAUCUCAGUGACAACCUCCUGAAGUUCUUACCCUUCUCUGUCACCAAACUCAAGGAGCUGCAGGCCCUCUGGCUGUCUGAAAACCAGACACGGCCCAUUGUCCCAUUCCAGUCGGAGAUUGAACCAGAAACAGGGCGUAAGAUCCUAACUUGCUAUCUACUGCCUCAGUGUCCAUCAGAGGAUUCUGGUGACUUGAAUGGUGGCGGAGACACAGAUAGUUUCCAUGCCUCAAUUUGGGAUGAGGAACGUGAGCGGAGACAACAGAUCCACUUUGAGUUCACAGAGGAACUGGAUGAGGAUGGCAAGCUAGUCAGGUGUCCCACCCCAUAUCCUAAAGAGAUGCGAGAAAAGAUUCGGCAUGCUCGCAACCUUGCGGUUCGUCAGAAACUUUCAGGAGAUGGACGUCCUUGGAGAGGUGGAGAGGAUAAUAAAGCAUUUGACAGAGAGAGUGGACAUGGCAUUGUGUCUGGUUCAGCUGACCAUGGUGAUGUCAGACUGCGCGAGGCCAGGAUAAGCAAACCAUCCUCUCCCACCCUACAGGAAACCCAUAGACUGUACAAGUAUGACAGGGAGAAAUUGGCCAAGGACAAGGCUCGCAUGCAGCAGAACCGACACAGUUCACCAGAAACAUUUAUCCUUGACCUCUCCCAGUCUAAUCAUAAAGGUGACAACAUAUCAGCCAUCAGCCGCCCAGACAGUCCAAAGAAAGGAGGUAAAUUCUCCCCCCGCAAACACAGACAAGAUGAAGAUGACGGAGGAUUUUCUGCCAGAGACUCAUCUAAACAGUCUCAUCACAGUUCCAACCCCGAUUUGGCGGUCAAGUCUGUGGGUGUGUCAGCUAUGGGUGUGUCAAGUGUAGGUGUAUCGGCUCGAGCUACGGAGUCGAUCGGAGUGACUGCAAGGAGCUCUUCUAACCAAAAUAGCAAUCAUGGGAUGCCAGGAUUUGCUUAUGUGAACCCAAAAGACUUAGAGGCAUCAUUUUCUCAAUACAGUAUGUUUGGCCGAUCAGUGGACCCAGCCUACCAUAGUAAUAAGAAAAGUUAUCACAGUAACCAACAUCGUGGCGGCCGACAUCGGACGCGAGAUUAUGAUUCCGACACAGGAUAUCGUAGUGAGACAGAAGUGGCAAGGUUUCAUAGACAGCAGGUUCUUGCACAACAGCAAGAACGUCGUGGUUAUGAGAGUGAACGCGAGUCUCGAAGUGCUCGAUGGAAAGGACGUGAUGGAUACUCAAGUGAUAUUGAAUAUUACCAAGGUCGUGGUGGUGACUCCAGAGACAUUGCUUAUAGAGGAGUGCCACUACAUCAACAGCACAAUGCAAACAGUCUUCCUUAUGAUCUUAAUGAUUCACAGAGACAGUUAAAUCAAAUGCCACACAAAACUUCAAAUCCACAUUUAAGCAUAAAGGGUAGUGAUAUGUACUUGGACAGUAUGCACAUGACAAGUAGUAAUGCUUACACAGAAAGUCAGAAACCUACAAGGAAAUCUGAAUUGUAUAUGGACCGAUCAUAUUCCCAUCCCUCUAACAACAUGGACCGAUCUUUACCCCCACCCACACACAGUGUAAAUAGAACGUUACCCCCUCCCUCACCUAGUCAGUUUCACAGAAGUAAGAUUGUUGACCAAAGUACUCCUACAACUGCUGAACCUCCGCAGGGCUUCCCACCAGGAAGCAUUGAAAGGUCAAGGUCAAAUAGUGAUAAUGGCAGUCAUGAUGACGGUGAUGUGCGUGUGUCUGACCAGAGAAGAGAUAUGUACAAUAGUAAUAACAUGAGGGACUAUCCUAAUCGUUCAUCUCCGUCCAAUCAAAGCAAUGGUUUGCCUCCUCCGUACAAACCUGCACCCCCAUACCUCUCAUCUCCAGGACAGAAAAAACUCCCUCCUACACCUAACAGGAAUUCACCAUAUGGCAUCAUAAAUUAUGAUAGAAGGGGAAAUAACUCUCCCACUAUGCACCAGAGACUUUCAGGAAUGACAAUCCAGGAACAGAUGGAGAACAGGACAGAGUCUAACAAGUAUGGUGACACGAACAGGAUGUCUGGUAACAUGGACUACAGCCGAGGAAAUCCAUCCAGACAACUGGAAAAGGAAUUUCUUUACACAGACAGAAAUGGUUCUGAUGGUUUGUCUGAUUCACACAACGACUCUCGAACAUCACAGGACGAUUAUAAGUUUAAUUAUAAUAGUGAUCCGUCGACAUUGUCAGUGUCUCCAGACAGAUCCAGGACUCCAGUGUCUGGUUCUUUUGAUGAACACCGUGAAUCUCCACGAGAAUCUGGCUAUAGCAGUAGAGAACAUAGUAGUCAUAGAAACUCUCCAUUUGACACUCCCCAAAAGUAUGACCAGACCACUCAUUCAGGGUUGUAUAAUCAUAUGCAUCAGGGGUCGUUUGGGGAUAGCAGUGAAGGUCGCGUUCCAAACAUGUCAAACUGUGAGGAUGGUAAUGCCUUUGAGAACAGUAAUUCAGAGCCCACCUCGCAAGUAUCAAGUUCCUCAGACAGUGGGUAUUACCAUGGCCAGCAUUUUGACAAGACGGCUGACACUCCAACUAAAUAUUCAGAUUACAGUUAUCCUCAGGAGCCCCGACAAGUUGUAUCACCAGGACAACAGUAUCCUUACACCCCAUAUGCAACACCUGUAAGGUCUUCCCCAAGGGGAGGGGGAACAACUCCUGAUCAGACCCGCGAUUCUCGCCCACCAAUCAAAAUGAUCCAGAAUGACUUGAAGGGAGAUAAGUUCCGCGUGACAAUAAAAAAGAAUCCUGGCUUAGGGUUCAGUAUCGCAGGAGGAUACGGUGCCCAUGGCAACCCCUACAGAGCAGGAGAUAAAGGUAUCUUUGUGACAAAAGUUCAAUCCGAAGGACCCGCAGCUAUGUCACUUAACCCUGGUGAUAAGAUCCUUGAGGUAAACGGCCAUGAUUUCACCAAAAUCCACCAUGAUAAUGCAGUAUCCAUUAUUAAGCAGUGCAGUAGUGUGUCUAUGAAUAUAGAAAGGGUUUAUACUGUUUGAUGGGAACAACAUGGCCGAAUUGCUGGAGCAUACAUGCAUGGUUACCAGGGAAUCUUGUAACACUAACUGAUCUUGCAACUUGGAAGCAAUAUCCGGGAAACCAAGCCAGAAUUUUCU